UUGCCCUCGACAAUCAUGGCGGCUUCGGCCUCGACCUGAGGCGGAGAGAGCCCUGACAAGAGAGGAGUCACGUGAACGGGGCAAGAUGGCUGCUUUUCCCUGGCAUGCAAGAUCAAGACAUUACACACGUGAAUUGGAAUCAUGCCGACUGGAACCUGUGUCUGUGGAGUUUGGAGACUACCAUCCACUCAAACCCAUUAUAGUCACCGAAUCGAAGACAAAGAAAUUAGGACGAAAAGGAAGCACUUCUUCCACAUCCUCUUCCAGUUCAACAUUGGAUCCUCUGAGUAGUGUGUUGGAUGGCAUGGAUCCUUUGUCGUUAUUUGCAGCAACAGCAGAUCCAAUGCUGACUGCGACUGGGGAGAGCACCAGAAAGAAACGCGACAAAGAAGAGAAUUUAACUGUGGGAAGUGACUUUGAGCCUUGGUCAAGCAAGCGAGGUGAUAUCCUUGCGCGAUACACAACAAAUGAAAAACUCUCUAUUAAUUUGUAUAUGGGAUCUGAAAAAGGAAAAGCAACAACUCCUGGGUCAGCAGUUUCCGAGAAGGUGCGGACAAGGCUGGAAGAACUGGAUGAUCUUGAAGAGGGGUCACAAAAAGAGCUGCUAAACCUGACUCAGCAAGAUUAUACAAAUCGGAUUGAAGAACUCAAUCAGUCUUUGAAGGAUGCUUGGGCCUCAGAUCAAAAAGUAAAAGCCUUAAAGAUAGUUAUUCAGUGUUCUAAAAUCCUUUCAGAUACAGCUGUGAUUCAGUUCUAUCCAAGUAAAUUUGUCUUAAUAACAGACAUCCUUGACACAUUUGGAAAGCUGGUAUAUGAAAGAAUCUUUUCCAUGUGUACUGAUAAUCGCAACUGUUUAGCAGGUAAUUUUACACCUGACAAUGUUAAUGAUACAGCCAAAGAAACAUGCUUGAACUGGUUCUUCAAGAUCGCUUCCAUCCGAGAACUUAUUCCCAGAUUUUAUGUGGAAGCAGCAAUAUUGAAAUGCAACAAAUUUCUUUCUAAAACAGGGAUUUCGGAGUGCCUCCCGCGACUGACCUCCAUGAUCCGUGGAAUUGGAGAUCCGUUGGUUGCGGUCUAUGCUAGAGCAUAUCUCUGCAGGGUUGGAAUUGAAGUAGCUCCUCAUCUGAAAGAGAGCCUGAACAAGAACUUUUUUGACUUCCUUCUAACCUUUAAACAAAUUCAUGGGGAUACAGUUCAGAACCAGCUGGUGGUGCAGUGUGUGGAGAUCCCAUUGUACUUAACUCUUUAUUCUCCUGCAAUAGAUUGGAUUUUACAAUGCAUUUCUUACCAAGCUGCAGAGGUUCUGCUGACUGAAAUGAUGGAAAGAUGCAAGAAACUUGGCAACAAUGCCUUGCUUUUAAAUUCAGUAAUGUCUGCCUUCAGAGCUGAGUUUAUUGCUGCAAGGUCUAUGGAUUUUAUUGGCAUGAUUAAGGAGUGCGAUGAGUCUGGCUUUCCCAAGCAUCUCCUCUUUCGCUCUCUGGGACGGAACUUGGCCUUAGCUGACCCUCCAGAAGGUGAUCGGCUUCAGAUCUUAAAUGAAGCUUGGAAGGUUAUUACAAAGUUAAAGAUCCCACAGGAUUAUAUCAAUUGUGCAGAAGUCUGGGUGGAAUAUACCUGUAAACAUUUCACGAAGCGUGAGGUCAAUACGGUUUUAGCAGAUGUCAUCAAACACAUGACUCCAGAUCGGGCAUUUGAAGAAGCCUAUCCCCAGCUUCAGUCAAUAAUUCAGACAGUCAUAACAUAUUUCCACGACUUUGCUGUUCUCUUUUCACUGGAAAAAUUCCUACCAUUCUUGGACAUGUUCCAGAAGGAGAGUGUGAGAGUGGAGGUUUGCAAGUGCAUCAUGGAAGCUUUUAUUAAGCACCAACAGGAACCAACGAAGGACCCUGUCAUACUCAAUGCCCUUCUACACGUGUGCAAAACGAUGCAUGAUUCUGUGAAUGCGCUGACGCUAGAAGAUGAAAAGCGAACAUUAGCCUCUUUGAUAAAUGGAUUUUUAAGAAUGGUUUCGUUUGGCCGUGACUUUGAGCAGCAGCUGAGUUUUUACGUGGAAUCCAGAUCGAUGUUUUGCAAUCUGGAACCUGUUCUUGUCCAGCUGAUUCAUAGUGUGAACCAGCUGGCAAUGGAAACAAGAAAAGUGAUGAAAGGCAACCAUUCCAGAAAGACGGCGGCAUUUGUCAGGGCUUGUGUUGCCUUCUGCUUCAUUACAAUUCCAUCUCUGACAAGCAUCUUUUCUCGCCUUAAUCUGUACUUGCAUUCUGGACAGGUUGCUUUGGCAAAUCAGUGCCUUUCACAAGCUGAUGCCUUUUUCAAAGCUGCAAUAAGCCUGGUUCCUGAGGUACCAAAGAUGAUCAACAUAGAUGGGAAGAUGCGGCCCUCGGAAGCAUUCCUCCUAGAGUUCCUCUGCAAUUUCUUUUCCACUUUGUUAAUCAUUCCUGACCAUCCUGAGCAAGGCGUUCUGUUUCUUCUGCGAGGGCUGCUCAAUGUCAUCCAAGACUAUACUUGGGAAGAUAACUGUGAUGAUAAAGUCCGGAUUUAUACCAAUGUUGUGCAUCUCCUUUCAGCAAUGAGUCAGGAGACCUACAUCUACCAUAUAGACAAAGUUGAAUCCAAUGAUACUUUGUAUGGUGGAGAUACCAAAUUCCUGACAGAGACAAACAAGCUAUGUGAAACAGUGAUAGCCCAGAUUCUGGAGCAUCUGAAAAGCCUUGGAAAAGAUGAGACUUUAAAGCGCCAGAGCCAGCUGGCCCUCUACUUCUUCAACAGCAUCUUGGCCCAUGGAGAUCUGCGCAACAACAAACUCAACCAGCUUGCUGUCAACCUGUGGAACCUGGCUCAGAAGUAUGGCUUUGCUGACACAAAAACCAUGGUCAGAACCUUGGAAUACAUCAAGAGGCAAAGUGCACAUGCUGAGAUGAGCCAUUUUACAGAGCUGGCGCUACGCCUUCCUCUGCAGUCGAGGACCUGAUGGAUGUUAGUCUGCUGGAGUCAGAUCUACUAGAAGGCAGUUCUCCAAGGCCUAUAAAAUACAAGCUGCAUCUUAGGCUAUUAUUGCUGUUCAAUAUUUUCAUUUUGAAAUAUCUUUUUCAUUUUGAAGUGUCACAGAUUUAUUUGGUCAGAGGCAGAGAAUUUUCCUGCCAGUGAAAUGAUUUGUGAAAUGAGGCUUUGUUUGCCACCACACAGACAUUAACUGUCAAAAGGUGACUUACAUGCGAACAUUGGAUCAGUCAAAUGGUAUCAUGCCAUUUCAGAAUGGAAAUAACUUUUAUAUCCCACAGAACUGUAUGGAAAAAUAGAUACAAUAAGUCACAUUGGCAUGUUGAUCGAUGAUCUUCCCAUAGAACUGCCUUUGAGAAAUGAGUCCAUUUAUGGACAGCUGUUAAAAAACAAUUCUGGAUUCAAUGCAAAUGCCCUUUUUCAAACACAUUGAUAUUUGUUGGUUGAUUAGAAAGACAAUAAAUAGGCAGCAACAUCAA
Molecule: messenger RNA, 3476 nt
Organism: Sceloporus undulatus (fence lizard)
Lineage: Eukaryota; Metazoa; Chordata; Lepidosauria; Squamata; Phrynosomatidae
Gene: VPS35L
Product: VPS35 endosomal protein sorting factor like
Exons: 31
Coding region: 86-2968 (960 amino acids)
Biological process (GO): endocytic recycling
Cellular component (GO): endosome
Source: RefSeq, a predicted model, not a curated record